Molecule: messenger RNA, 1390 nt
Organism: Coccinella septempunctata (seven-spotted ladybird)
Lineage: Eukaryota; Metazoa; Arthropoda; Insecta; Coleoptera; Coccinellidae
Product: cyclin-dependent kinase-like 1
Exons: 7
Coding region: 152-1276 (374 amino acids)
Biological process (GO): protein phosphorylation
Cellular component (GO): nucleus
Molecular function (GO): cyclin-dependent protein serine/threonine kinase activity; ATP binding
Source: RefSeq, a predicted model, not a curated record
UAUCUACACGUGAAAAAUUAUCCGAAUUCAAUCGUACAAAGGUUAGCUGAUUUGUUACCAUAGGAACCAAAUAUAAACAGUCCAAAAUGGGUGGUAUGUUCGUUCCUUUGGGGUGAAUGGGUAGUUUUGCGGAGUCAGAUGAAGCAAUCGAAUGGAGAAAUGGUUCAAUGGAAGUAAGUUAUGGUUAUUGGGGAGUCAGAAGCCAUUGCUGCCGAAGAGAACCAGGACUUCAUCGAAGAAUAUGGAGAGGUAUGAAAAGCUGGGAAAGCUUGGCGAAGGAAGUUACGGAGUGGUAUACAAAUGCAGGAGCAGGGACACAGGGGAGAUAGUUGCGAUAAAAAAGUUCACUGAAAGUGAGGAAGAUCCCUUGAUUAGAAAAAUAGCUCUGAGGGAAAUCAGGCUUCUCAAGAACCUCAAGCAUCCCAACCUGAUCAACCUCAUAGAGGUGUUCAGGAGGAAGAGGAGGCUCCACCUCGUGUUCGAAUUCUGUGAAAGAACGGUACUCAACGAAUUGGAGAGGUUCCCUAGGGGAUGUCCGGAUCUGCUGACCCAGCAGAUCGUAUGGCAAACGUUGAAGGCAGUCGCGUAUUGUCACCACCACGGCUGUAUUCACCGAGACAUAAAGCCGGAAAAUAUUCUACUUACAUCGACUGGGAUAGUCAAACUCUGCGAUUUUGGAUUCGCCAGAAUGUUGAGUCCUGGAGAAAAUUACACCGACUACGUUGCAACCCGCUGGUAUAGAUCUCCAGAAUUACUAGUAGGUGACACUCAGUAUGGAACUCCUGUAGAUGUAUGGGCUAUAGGAUGCGUUCUAGCAGAACUAAUAAGAGGGGAAGCGAUAUGGCCUGGAAAAUCCGAUGUUGAUCAGCUGUACUUGAUCAGAUGCACGGUAGGGGACCUUUUACCAAGACAUAUGCAAGCUUUCAAGAAUAACGAUUUUUUCCAAGGUAUAAUUUUGCCCACACCGCAACAACUAAUACCGCUGGAAUCGAAAUUCCCCACCACUAGUGAGACCACCAUCGACUUUUUGAAGAAAUGUCUGGAUAAAGAUCCCUCUAAAAGAUGGACCUGCAGUGAGUUGUUAGGUCACGAAUAUUUCGCCAAUUUCCACUUCAAAGUUGAAGAGAACGAAGUUCAAAAUACCGAAAAAAUAUCGAGAGGUUCAAGGAAUUCCAAUAAUGCAAUAUUACCUCAGCUUGGUUCAAACAAACUGAUGAGCCCAUUGAAGCAGACCAUUCAACAGAAGGCUAAAAUGGAUCAUCUACCAAAUAUUUGACAAAAACUUGGUUUUCUUAAGAAAUAAUUGGUGUUGAUUGGACUGAAAACUUUUCUUGUCGUUAACUAUGAAAUUAUAAAUUUAUUAUGUGUGUAAAUAUAUUUUAUCGAUUAA